AGCGCUCGGCUCCGCUCGCCGAGGAGGAGGGAGAGGAGAGGGAGCGCCGCGCCUCGCCUCGCCUCAGCCGCCCGGCCCGCGCCGCGCCGCUCGCUGCCCGCCGCCGCCCCGCUCGCUCCCGCCUCCGCCCGGCGCCGAAGAUGGCCGGCUGGCAGAGCUACGUGGACAACCUGAUGUGCGAUGGCUGCUGCCAGGAGGCCGCCAUUGUGGGGUACUGCGACGCCAAGUACGUCUGGGCAGCCACGGCCGGCGGCAUCUUCCAGAGCAUCACGCCAGUAGAAAUAGAUAUGAUUGUAGGAAAAGACCGAGAGGGUUUCUUCACCAACGGUCUGACCCUUGGUGCAAAGAAGUGCUCUGUGAUCAGAGAUAGCCUGUAUGUUGAUGGUGACUGCACAAUGGACAUCAGGACAAAGAGUCAAGGUGGUGAGCCGACAUACAACGUUGCUGUAGGCAGAGCUGGCCGAGCAUUGGUUAUAGUCAUGGGAAAGGAAGGUGUCCAUGGAGGGACACUCAACAAGAAAGCAUAUGAACUGGCUUUAUACCUGAGGAGGUCUGACGUCUAAGCAGCCUCUCCCCAUCCAGCUAGCAACUGUCUUCAUCACCAUCCAGUUGUGUUCAGUGCUACCAGACUGUAGAUGGUAGUUUGCGUUUUUUAUUUACCCAUUUUCUAAUGUCAUAAUUCCAGUUACCCUUUGUUCAUUUGUAUGUUAACCACUGUGUGUAACCAAAUCCCGUAUCUGGCACCAUUACUGCACCACAAAGAUGAUAUGCAUGAUACCUUGAAAAACUAUUGGGAGGGGAAUAUGCCAAGUGUAGGCUUUGCUUUGUCUUAGCAAUUAGUGUGUAUUGACAACUAAAACAACUUAAAUACUAAACAAGGUGCCGAUUGUACAAUCUAAUUUGAUCGAUGCCUCUUCAGCACUUUGAGCAAUUACACAGCUCACUAGUCUUCCUUUCAUAGAGCAUGGUUGGGAGGAAAAAGUGCAUGCAUAUCUUUAUUUCUGUCCCUUUCCCCUCUUGUGUUUUUGUUGUGUUUUUGUUUUUUUUUUUUUAAUCCACGUAUGUUUGCUUACACCUAUUUUUAUAGUGCCUGGUUUGUUUAACCAAUUUGCCACUCAAAAGCUAUUAAUGUUAAAUUAGUUUUGUUGUUGCACUUCACUGUAGGUUUAAGUCUCACUUUUUCUUCAUGAUAUAUGAAGCUUGUACUGCUUAAUAAGUGCAAUCGCAAAACUAUCAAAGGGUACAGAUGCACUUCCUCCCAUGACCUUACAACCACCAUCCCAAAUGAAUCCCCAGGGACAUUCCAUCUUUGCAAUAGCUCAGGCACUUUUUUUUUUUUUUGCCAGCUCCUGUUCUGUAGUUAAAUUGUAAAAGGCUGCCAUUAUGGACAUUAGAUAUCCCAACAUAACCAUCUGGAGUGUGUCUGGUUUCAGUUUUUCAUAGGACCAAUUUUAAUUUGCAGCUUGGGUUGUUCUUUUUUUUUUUUUUUUUUUUUUAAUUAAAUUGCAAUAUCAUUGUGGAAAACUGCCACCUUCAGCUAUUCUGGGAGUGCUGACUGACUCCAGUCUUUCUGCCAGAUUAGUUACUGGUUAAAGAGUUCUGCUGCUCUGAAGCCAUUAUUCAGAUGAAGGUUGGUAGUUUGAAAGCUAACCUGUCAAAAUGAUGCCAUUUCAAAUCUAAAAUCUUCAUUUGGCCUGUCACACCCUUGCUGCAGAAAUCAUGGAGUGAACUGCCUUGUGCACUAGUCAUUUGAAAUGUCUGUAACCAAACUCUCAGUUCAGGCACGGUACUAACUUGUAUGUCCAUUUAAAGAGAACUGCAGAACUCUGUAUACAAAAGAAUAAAUGGGAGAUGGUAUUGGUUGGAAUAACUGACUUGGCUGUCUUGUGAUGAAUUUUUUAAUAUGUAUUCUGUGCCAUACUAUUGUUUAAAAAAAAUGAACUGUUGCUAUUGUGAGAUGGAUUUUAACUGACUACAAGGGUUUCUUUUGAAUGGCACUACUUUAGGGACAUUCUAGUAUUUGCUUCUAUUGUUGGGCCUUGUGGAUAAUGUACAGAUUUAAACAAAUUCUUGUUGCUGAUUUGUCCAUUUCUUUCCCUGCACUUUGUUACAUCUGGGAUACAGUCUAACUCAUCUGAUUUAAUAUGCAUUUCAAAAAAUGCCAUAACUAUUAAAAACACCUUGUUUACAGACAGAUGAAAUAAAUUUAUUCCAACCAAA
Molecule: messenger RNA, 2220 nt
Organism: Anas platyrhynchos (mallard)
Lineage: Eukaryota; Metazoa; Chordata; Aves; Anseriformes; Anatidae
Gene: PFN2
Product: profilin 2
Biological process (GO): regulation of actin filament polymerization; actin cytoskeleton organization; positive regulation of actin filament bundle assembly
Cellular component (GO): cytoplasm
Molecular function (GO): actin binding
Source: RefSeq, a predicted model, not a curated record